AUGGCAAUGAGUAGAUCAGUCUCACAUGUCUUAUUAGGGCUUCUAAUAUGGAUCUCUCUUCUCCUCUUCGUCUCUAAAGGUCUAUCUGAAAAUCUCAGCUCGAAAUCCAUCAACCCUUUACCUUCUCCGGUUAUAAGCUCGCUGCGGCCGGGAAGAAGAGCUUUGGUGGUUAGAAAGUUUGACUUCACACCGUUCCUCAAAGAUCUUCACCCGAAAAAUCAUGGAGAAGUUUCGCCGCCGGGAGGAUCCGAGAUCGACCAGAGAUAUGGCGUUGAGAAACGACUCGUCCCAUCUGGUCCAAACCCCUUGCACCACUGA
Microthlaspi erraticum is the source of this 318-nucleotide messenger RNA. The record is from the annotation of a GenBank genome assembly. NCBI's taxonomy places the organism in Eukaryota, Viridiplantae, Streptophyta, Magnoliopsida, Brassicales, Brassicaceae.